AUGCUCAGACAAGUACAGAGAUUAGUGAAGCCAGUCAGAUGUCUUGUCGCCGUCCAGCCGCAUGAGAUUUUGAAGCUUGGAAAAACUGCGACGCUCAAAGAAAUCACCUUUGCCUACAUGGCUCUUGCAAAAGUCCAUCAUCCAGAUUACGGCGGAGAUCCGGAAGAUUUCAGAAUUGUCAAUCAAGCCUACAGGGCGAUGAAGAAGAAAUUCGCUCAAGGGUUGGAAAUUGCAGAUGCAAAAACUUCGCCGUAUUCCGUCGACGCAGAUUUCUUCAUUUUGGGAAGAGAAGAACAAGAGUGGGAAGCAAAGACGGAGAAGAUUUUGAAUCUCUUCAGGGAGCAUUUAGUCCUCUCUCGUGGAUCCGGGCAAGCUGGAAGAGAUGAAUUCGCAGAUUUCGAACUGAAGCUUCUUCAAGCGCCGCAUUUGACGGAUGGAUUCUUGAGCUUCUACUGCUUCUAUCUUCACAGCAUUACCGUCAAUAAGAAACUGCAGCUGACGACGCUGAAGUUGAUAGAUUUCGCGAUCGGGAAAGUUUUUUAUGUUCAUUUGGAAGACAAACUCUGCAAAAACUACAGAUAUUACAUCGUUGAGGAAGACGACUUUAUAGAAGUAACGCUAGAUGGACUCAGUAAGCCGAUUUACGUCGGACACGAUAUUCCAAUCGACUAUCAAAAUAUUGAGCAAAGCAGACAUCCUCUUGUGGCUGAUAUCAUAGACGAAAUUUACUAUUUUCUCGAUGACGAAUAA
Molecule: messenger RNA, 750 nt
Organism: Oikopleura dioica
Lineage: Eukaryota; Metazoa; Chordata; Appendicularia; Copelata; Oikopleuridae
Source: the annotation of a GenBank genome assembly